CGCUACCAUUGAUAGUCUCUCGACCCUCCAAGAUUCCUUCGCGCGACCGUCCAGCUGAGUAGAUCCCCGCGCUCGCGAGGUGAGCCAGGAUUUGAGGAGAGGAGAGCACGCGAAGACGUUUCACGCUCAGCUCGAUAAAACAUGCACAUCCUCGGCGUCCCGUUUGCGCUGCUUUGGCUUCUCUCCGGCUCUUCCUUCGCUCUCGGUGGGAAAGUCAACAAGCACAAGCCGUGGAUAGAGACCUCCUACCAUGGAGUGAUCACAGAGAACAUGGACACGGUGCUGCUGGACCCUCCGCUGGUGGCGCUGGACAAGGACGCCCCGGUUCCUUAUGCUGGGGAGAUUUGCUCCUUCAAGAUCUUUGGUCAGGAUGCCCCUUUUGAGGCAGUGGUGUUGAAUCGCACAUCAGGAGAAGGAGUCCUGAGAGCCAGCAGUCAUGUGGACUGUGAGAGCCAGAAGGAAUACACCUUCAUCAUCCAGGCUUACGACUGCGGCGCCGGCCCCGGUGGAGCUAACUGGAAAAAAUCUCACAAGGCUGUGGUCCACAUUCAGGUGGAUGAUGUCAACGAGUUCAGCCCCGUGUUUAGAGAGUCUCUUUACAAGGCGUCAGUGACUGAAGGCAAGAUCUAUGACAGCAUCCUGCAGGUGGAGGCUUGGGACCAGGACUGUUCACCGCAGUACAGUCAGAUCUGUAACUAUGAAAUUGUGACUGGGGGAACCCCAUUUGCCAUAGACCGCAAUGGUAACAUCAGAAACACAGAGCGACUGAGUUAUGAAAAGCAGCAGAGCUACAGGAUUAUGGUGUCUGCCUUUGACUGCGGUCAGAAGAAAGCAAAAGAGGAUGUGGCGAUUCACAUUGAAGUCAAGCCUGUGUGCAAACCCGGAUGGCAAGGCUGGAACAAGCGAGUGGACUACGAGCCGGGGACCGGAAGCAAGCAGCUCUUUCCCAAGAUGCACCUGGAGACAUGCGGCGGCCCGCUGUCGGGUGUGAAGGCCAUGGUGGAGCUGCAGACGAAUCACAUCGGAAAGGGCUGCGACCGGGAAACCUACUCUGAAAAGUCUCUGCAGAAACUUUGUGGGGCAGCCUCAGGCAGCACCGACCUCCUUCCUGCCCCGAGCCCCGCCACAAACUGGACCGCGUCCCUCCUCACCGACAGCGGGCGUGAGAGCGACCUCAUCUACAGGUUUGACGGGCGCCAGGCUGCAAAUGUUCCGGACCACGUGGUGCCCCAGAACCUGACGGACCAGUUCACUGUAGCAACGUGGAUGAAACACAGGCCGAGUCCGGGACUUAGAGCUGAGAAGGAAACCAUACUGUGCAACUCUGACAAGACAGAGAUGAACCGCCACCACUACUCUCUGUAUGUUCACAACUGCCGCCUGGUGUUCCUGCUCAGGAGAGAUUUCACGCAGAUUGACACUUUCCGACCCGCUGAGUUCCACUGGAAGCUGGAGCAGCCUCUGGAGGUGAACGUGACAAAGAAAUGCCAUCCAAGCAGCAGAAUGCAGCCUUCUGAGCAAACAACCUCCAGACUCCUCUCCUCUGUUAUAUUAUUCUCUUGUCAUUUGUUCUGUAAAUGUUUUUUUUUUCUUUUUUGCUUUCUGUCAUAUUACUACUUUCACUUUUUACAUUUCACACAUCAAACACAAACGGCAAGAACCGCAUAGGGUGUGUCUUCAUUUGCUCAUGUUCUAGCUGAAUAUUGCGUCGGAUACGGAAACUUCAUCCGGAGACGAGUUACUACGAUCGAGAGCGCUGGUUGGUGCCUGAAAUAGUUUAAUCAUAAACAGUUUUGAUCUCCAUUUUUAUGGACUCAGACUUCCUUUUAAUUUGCUUCUGUUCACCCUUUCGGAGUUUUAAAAGUCUACACCAGUUUUUGUCCAGAACAUGAACAUUUUCAAACAAAAGUGUGUCUUUUGGAAAGACCACCUCUGUAUGAACUGUCAGAUAAAAGGGGUUAGCCUGUGUUGUGUCAGCAGAAAGCUUCUCCACAAAGACAAAGUUCAUUCCCGUUUGUUUAGUUGAUCCCAUUACCAAUACAAGAGUUAUUAACAUAGUGACAAAUAUAAAAUGUUAUAACAGAAACCAGGUGACUCCAUGUUGCUGUUC
Messenger RNA from Poecilia latipinna (sailfin molly), 2110 nucleotides. Its product is annotated as calsyntenin-2-like. NCBI's taxonomy places the organism in Eukaryota, Metazoa, Chordata, Actinopteri, Cyprinodontiformes, Poeciliidae. Bases 142 to 1668 code for a protein of 508 amino acids. The transcript has 10 exons. Gene Ontology annotation, molecular function: calcium ion binding. The record is from RefSeq and is a predicted model, not a curated record. Gene Ontology annotation, biological process: positive regulation of synaptic transmission; homophilic cell-cell adhesion; positive regulation of synapse assembly. Gene Ontology annotation, cellular component: postsynaptic membrane; cell surface.